CAGGAGUUUAAACCGGCGAGGGAACAACAUCCGCGGACUUACUUUCACAAAAAUCCAAAUUAAACUGCCAAAGACAUGAUGAUGGAGGGAGAAGAGAAGGAGAACAUGACCAGGGUUGGUCGAGGGCUCCACAAGCCCCUCACCCACACAGUGUCCAGCCAUUCUUAUGGGCCAUCGAAAUCAACUGCAAAAUCUGUAACACACAAGUCGGUCUCCUCUAGAAAGUUGUUGAACCCCAUACCAGCCAACAAGCCAACUGCUGUUAUUAUGCCUCGGAUGGGUCCCCAGGUGUCACCAGGGUCAAGCAGUAGCCAAGCAGUGUCACACAAACAGGCUGCACCAUCACGUUCAAACACAGUAUCCUCAGCUCAGCGCAACAUCAAAACAGAAUCAACACACCCAAAGAGCAGUGCUAUAUCCUCUGCAGUAAACAAGCCCAUUGUAAACCGAGUGGCAAGUAAUACUCGGCCAGGCAUAGACAAAAAGGCUCCAAGACCACAGAUGGGCACUAAAGCUGUGGGUUCAUCUAUAAGAAGUGUAAAUCCUCUGCACAAACAGGCAGGAGACCAUAAGGGAAAUGCUCAGCUGAAGUCAGGUCAAGUGCUUCAUAAGACAGGAAAUGCAUCAGAAAGAAACGUGCCUUCAUCACAAAUUAACAAGUCUACUGCACCAACAAAGCAAGAACUAACAUCAUUAGCCAAGGAGCCUGUAGCUACAGAGCCUGUAACUGCGGAGCCUGUUUCAACAAACACCAUAGACAAACCCUUGGACGAUGGUCCAACAUCAAUAGUAGCCAGUCAGCAACAGAAACCUACAGAACCAAUUGGCUCACAGGAAUCUGCAACAGUCAGUGAAACCAAAGAACAAGAUGAAACAAAGUCCUCCUCUGAUCAACCAGACAGCCAAACAAAAACCCUACCUGAAGAGACAGAUGGUGAAAAACAAACUAAAAACACAGAUGAUUCUGCUACCCAAGAAAAUACAGCUAAGGAGCAAGAGACUCAGCAGACACAGGAAACAGAUGAAAAGAUAGAUGAUGAAUGGGGUCCUGAUGAAUCGGAAAAAAAAUCCUCUAAGAGACCAUGGGUGUUGGACGAUUUUGAAAUCGGCCGUCCUCUGGGGAAGGGCAAGUUUGGCAAUGUGUAUCUAGCAAGAGAGAAAAAGACUCAUACUGUGUUGGCUUUGAAGGUGCUAUUUAAGUCUGUGCUAAUGAAGGCAGGAAUCAUCCACCAAGUACGCAGAGAAGCAGAGAUCCAAUCCCAUCUAAGACACCCAAAUAUUCUCCGAAUGUAUGGGUAUUUCCACUGUGAGAAACGUGUAUACUUCAUGCUUGAAUAUGCACGAUAUGGAGAGAUGUACAAGGUGCUUUGCUCACAACCCAACAAGCGCUUUACUGAAUACCAAGCUGCAAACUAUAUUAUGCAGCUGGUUAGUGCCCUUGAGUACUGCCACUCCAAGAAGGUCAUUCAUCGUGAUAUCAAACCUGAAAAUAUUCUCAUUAAUGGAAAUGGGCAGUUGAAGAUUGCAGAUUUUGGAUGGUCUGUUCACUCCCCUAAUGAAAGACGCACGACCCUCUGUGGCACUUUGGACUACCUCCCACCAGAAAUGAUUGAGGGGCGCAUGUAUGAUGAAAAGGUGGACAUCUGGUCUUUAGGUGUGCUGUGCUACGAGUUCCUGGCAGGAAAGCCCUCAUUUGAGUCCACAUCACAGUUAGAAACCUUCAGAAGGAUUGCCAGGGUAGAUAUCAAAUUCCCAUUGCACUUCUCUGAAGAGGUCAAAGACUUAAUCUGCAAGCUACUGCGGUACAACCCAAAGGAGCGCCUUAGUUUAGAAGGAAUAAUGGAACACCCAUGGAUUAAAAUGCACUAUGACCCCUCUGUUCCUCCACCAAAUCCAUGUGCCAAGUGAAUUGUCAGGAAAGUUGGUGUGGCCCAAGUUCUUCUAAAGUUCCCUCCUUGCAAAGCAUUAACAUAUUUUUUCCUCUUAUUAUUGUUAUUUUUAUCAUUACCACAAAUGAAUAAUUGGAAUAAAUGCUCUCAAAUCCUGAGAUAAUGCUAUUUUUCCUUUUUCUCUGUAUCUAUAUGACACUGUACUUCCUUAUCUUUAUUACUUGGAAUAUAUUGCUCUUUUUCUUUUAUAUUGGGAAAUGUCCCCUUGUAAAUGUGAAAAAUGUACUGAAUAUUAACUAGGAUGCUGGUGUGGCAGAAGUGUUUUGUGUGACGUUUUGUAUGAGAAAAUAAAAUAAAAAACUUGUUUGAAUGAGAAUACAGAUGUAGAACAAUUUACAACAUUGUAUUUUUUAAAUGGAGAAAUUUUUGUGAUUUGACUGCUGUAAUGAUACGGAUUUUAACUGAUCAUUAGUGUGAGUUGUGCAUUGUCAGGUUUUGGAUUUAUAUGAUAAGAUUUUAUAAAAGAUACCCAAUGUUUUUGGAGUCCACUGAAGACAUAUAUAAUCAGGUUGUUUUAUGUUAGUGUAUUAUUUAGAUUAAUCUGUGAUAAGACUUGAUUUCUGUCAAUCCUGUUAUUUGUAAUUUCACAUUAGUCUCCCAGGAUCAUGAGAGGAUGUGUACCCAUGUUUACUUUAAGUAUUUGUUAAAGAGGGUUUUGUAUGAACCCUCAGAGUCACUUCUAUUAGCUAAUAAAAAUGCAAUAAUAAUGAUGCAA
This is a messenger RNA of Penaeus indicus, 2664 nucleotides long. RefSeq names its product aurora kinase A-like. The transcript is spliced from 12 exons. Gene Ontology annotation, molecular function: protein kinase activity; ATP binding. Gene Ontology annotation, biological process: mitotic spindle organization; regulation of cytokinesis; protein phosphorylation. The coding region runs from base 76 to 1908 and encodes 610 amino acids. Lineage: Eukaryota; Metazoa; Arthropoda; Malacostraca; Decapoda; Penaeidae. The record is from RefSeq and is a predicted model, not a curated record. Gene Ontology annotation, cellular component: spindle midzone; spindle pole centrosome; spindle microtubule.